Gadus macrocephalus (Pacific cod) is the source of this 3417-nucleotide messenger RNA. It is a transcript of the gene slc52a2, whose product is annotated as solute carrier family 52 member 2. Gene Ontology annotation, molecular function: riboflavin transmembrane transporter activity. Gene Ontology annotation, cellular component: plasma membrane. Gene Ontology annotation, biological process: riboflavin transport. The coding region runs from base 45 to 1556 and encodes 503 amino acids. The record is from RefSeq and is a predicted model, not a curated record. Lineage: Eukaryota; Metazoa; Chordata; Actinopteri; Gadiformes; Gadidae. The transcript has 4 exons.
AAGGGGGCGUGUGGUAGUUUCGCGCAGCUCAACAUCAUACAUCUAUGUUACAUCCGAUCCAGCCUUCCGCUUUGGCAACCUCUAGGUCGUUAGGUAACCGUAACAUAGGAGACUUUGUUAACUCAACCUACACUUCAUUUACCAGAGGAGAACCAAACCUAUUUUUCGGUGCAAUGGCCGGCACUUGGUGGCAUAGUGCCGCGGUGACCCACGUUUUGAUGGCGCUCUUUGCCAUGGGCUCCUGGAUUUCCGUAAACAGUCUCUGGGUCGAGCUGCCGGUGAUUGUCAAAGUAUUGCCCGAAGGAUGGAACCUCCCCGCCUACCUCUCCGUGCUGAUAGCUCUGGGUAACCUGGGGCCCAUCGCCGUCACCGUGACCCACCACUGCGCCCCGGGACGCCUGAACGAGCGGCUGGUCAUCCACGGCAUCCAGGCGCUGGCCGUGGCCGCCUCCGGCGCCCUGGCCGUGUUCUGGUCGCACACGGCCGGCGUGGGCGACCGGCAGCACUCGCUGGCCUUCCUGCUGCUCAGCUUCCUGCUGGCGCUGGUGUGCUGCACGUCCAACGUCACCUUCCUGCCCUUCACCUACAGCUACCCGCCGCAGUACAUCCGCACCUUCUUCGUCGGCCAGGGCCUGAGCGCGCUCUUCCCCUGCGUGGCGGCCCUGGCGCAGGGCAUCGGCAAGACGGAGUGCACCGAGUCCGUCAACGGCACGGCGGGCCACGCCGUCCACCGGCCCGAGAGCUUCCCCGCGCAGAGCUUCUUCUGGUUCCUGUGCGCCAUGCUCUGCGUGUCGGCGCUCGCCUUCUUGGCGCUGGUGCGGCGGCAGGAGGCCUCGUCGUCGUGGCGACCGGGCGACGAGCCUGUCGCCGCCGUCGACGAGGCGGAGGCGGGGUCGUCGGCGGCGGCGGCGGCGGCGGGGAAGGGGCCGGGGGAGACGGGCGACGGGGAGGAGACGCACCCGCUCCACAACGGCGGGCCGCUGGUCACGGACGAGCGGCCCGCGAUGGAGGAGCAGCUGGCGGCGCACACCUUCUGGACGCCGCGCAACGUGUACCUGCUGGCGCUGCUGGCCGUGUCCAACGCGCUCACCAACGGCGUGCUGCCGUCCGUCCAGAGCUACUCCUGCCUGCCCUACGGCACCAUGACCUUCCACCUGUCGGUCGUCCUGGGCAACAUCGCCAACCCGCUGGCGUGCUUCGUGGCCAUGUUCGUCCUCUUCAGGUCCUCUGCGUGUCUGGGCGUCAUGUCCUUGGCAGGAGGGGUGUUUGCAGCGUACCUCAUGGCGUUGGCGGCCCUCAGCCCGUGCCCCCCUCUCCUGGGGCACCCGGCGGGCGUGGGACUAGUGGUCACCUCCUGGAUCGUCUUCACGGGGCUCUUCUCCUACCUGAAGGUGGCCAUCGGCACCCUGCUCCACGAGGCGGGCCACUCCGCCCUGCUGUGGUGCGGCAUCUCCAUCCAGGCCGGCUCCCUGGUGGGGGCGCUCUCCAUGUUCCCCCUGGUGAGCGUCUACCACGUCUUCUCCCGCGCCCAGGAGUGUGUGGACAACUGCAGCUAGCCGCCCCGCGGCGUCCACUCCGAGCUAACAUCGGAUUUUCAGGAUUUUUGAGACAUCGUUCUCCGUAUUCACUCUGAGGGGAUCGUGUUUUUUUUGGUGCAAGCUCUAGAAUUAAAGUGCCACAAGCCUUUUUUUGAUUCCCGCGGAUAGUGCCGCUCGUGAUGAGACGCUCUGUUGUUGUUUUGGGGAACAUAGAGGUCGCUGGAGGCUUCCUGGAUAAUAGGAGCAUUGAGUUACUGUCGACCAAGGGGGUGGGAAAGAGAAAGGGGCCUUUUAAGGAGACGAUACUGCAAGAGGCUAUUUGUGGUGCGUUUUAUGAAUAUUUUUUACAGCUGUCCUAAGCUUUGGAAGGAUCAUGUGAAACUGUUGAUGACCUCAGGAACACAAUAAGCUACUUAUUCACACAGAGAGAAAGAAAAACAUUCUUCCUUUUCUUAUGCGAGGGGAAAGAAAUGCAAUGGAAAUGGUUGUUAAUAACUACAUUGAGUUUCCUACCUCUACACUAAGUAACCAUUUCAUGCACAGACCAUAUUUUCUGUUCAUUGCAAUCCAUAUGCGUCCAGGUCUUUCAAACAAUACAGGGAGAUUCUUUUGCCUUUUAAUACCUUUUUUUACUUGCUGCUAGUCACUUGGUAAUUAUUAUAAAAGAAUAUAAUCAUGUAAUUGACAAUUGACAAUAAAUGUAACAACACAUUUUAAAGGUCAACUUCACCCUAGGAGGAACUGGGAUAAGCUAAUUACUAUUUGUGUAAUAAAAUGUUGUUAGCGUAGCAAUUAUUGUACAUCAGUGCUUUCUACAUAAAAAAGUGACAACACAGGUUUAUUACCAGCCAAAGGACAGUAAUUUUUCAGUGGCAAAUAGUUAAUACAUUAUUGUAAUAUUUCAAAGAAUGUAUUUACUGGUAAAUUCAAGGCCUACCAAAUGUAGUGUCCAAAAACCAACUUUGGUAAAAGAGGAAAUGUUUUAAUAGCAGACCACCACGAAUGUAGGCUAUAUAUUUUGAUAUUCAAAUUGUACUAUUCUGAUUAUCAUCAAUAUGCUGCUACCGUUGAUAAACCUGAACAGAUUGUCAUAGUUACUUUACUACAAGGAAUGUUCUUGAUUUGUUUGGUAAAGGCUUCAUUGUUUGAUUUACCAUGUAACUGAUUGAUUGCAGAUGAAAUUGUAAUUUUUUUUGUUCUUAGUUGGAUUUUUUUUUAUGAACUGUAACAGAUUAUUAUUAUUGUUGCCAUAAGUGAAAUCAUCUGCAAAAAAGUUCUUUUUUUUUUAAAGUACAUAGAUUGUAAAAAAUUCAGUUCAACAUUGACACCAUCAUGAAAGUCCUAAUGAGUUUUGAAGGGAUCAUGAUUUCGCUGAGUGAAUAAUGAACCUUUACCCAGCCCAUGUUUGUCCGGGUUUGUGAAGAUAAGAAUCUCAAUGUGCCUAAAGGUAUUGGUUAGCUACUACAUAGCUAUCAACACUCCUUCCAUUGCUAGUCAUCUGAGGAAAGGGCUAAUUUUUUAAAAGAAACAAAAGGUUAUUUGAGAACAAAUGGUACGCCUCAUCUUCUAGUAUUCAAUUAGGUUUGAUUUAUUGCUACAAUAUGGCAAACGUAUUAAACUGUACAAUGUUGUGACACUCAUGAGAGCCCAGGGAACUUAGGAUAACGAUGUAUCAGGAAGAAUAAAUUGUAAUGUCUUUCAAAUGUCUCUAGCCCCCUCCAUCUCCUUGCUGUCGAAAUUAAACCAGCCAAAGCCAUUACAUUGUGUAUUUUAUGUCCUGACUGAUGUAUGCUACUGCCAUCAUGUGGUUUGUUUACGAUUCUGUUCACUAAAUCGAAAUAGUGAAACUGAUUAAACCAAGUAACUUUCAAAGAUGAAA